Odocoileus virginianus texanus is the source of this 2277-nucleotide messenger RNA. RefSeq names its product lysosomal protein transmembrane 4 alpha (gene LAPTM4A). The record is from RefSeq and is a predicted model, not a curated record. Lineage: Eukaryota; Metazoa; Chordata; Mammalia; Artiodactyla; Cervidae. Gene Ontology annotation, cellular component: lysosomal membrane.
AUAGCCUCUGUUUACUUAAAUGACAGGUUACGCUCUCUGGUCACACUUGACUGCACAAAAAUGGAGCGCUCCCCUAGAUUCAGAAUACCCAGAAAGGUGAGCCAGACUAUGGCCCGUUUUUCAUGGAAGACCCCCAUGAACCUCAGUCCAUUUCAUUAUGUUUCACAAUUUUUCCUUAUAAAAGUCACUCAAUCUGUAAACACCCAGCAGCUAAACAGUUCUGCCCUAUGUUUUCCUCAAUUCUUUUCUUCUCUGGCAGAGUAGCAUGGUAUUUCUUCGCUCCCAACAAAGAGGUACCAGAGUGAGAGGGGAAGGUUAACAUCUGAUCCCUCUAAACUCUGCCAUUUAAGCAGCCAGGAGGGCCCCAGAGCAGGGGUUAGCCCCGCCCCCUUCUCCACGGGCACCGCCCCUGGCCAGCCCCAUAAUUGAGCUAUGACGCAAAGGUCACGUGAGCAGCCGCGGUCCCGUGAUGCGUUCGAGCAGUACGUGGCAGAUUCACUCAGACAAGUCCUCCGUGCCCGGUUUCUGCCACCUACUGCAUCUAGACUUUCUUUUUUCCCGUUAAAGGCCUCUCACCUCCCCGUUUUCACCUCGGGGAUGGUGAUCUACCAGGGUCCCUCUCCAACCCGAACUAUCCUAGGCCCCUGAGCCUGCCCCCGCCGUCUAGUAAGAGGAGGGGAAUCCAUUAGCGCCGAGGAGAGUUGCGUCUCUGAUUGGGUGUGAGAUCCUGUCAAUCCUCUAAGCUUUUCCAAUCAAAACUCGCUUCCGCCUAGCUUCCCGCUCUUCCAUUGGCCUGAGUGCGGGUAAGGCUGAGGAAAGGGGUAAACGGAGCUAUCGCGGGAACAGCGCUCUGCCCUCAGUGCGCAGGUGCGAAGACUUUUGGCUUGGGGGCCCGGGCAGGAGGCCGGGCUUGAAGACGCGUCGUUUGGUUUGGCCUCGGUGACUGCGCUCUCCGUCUUCAACCGCUGGGCGGAAGGCGUUUGUUAGGGGCCCGGCCAAGAAAGAGGCCCUCGAGGUUCCCGAUGGUGUCCAUGACUUUCAAGCGGAGCCGCAGCGACCGGUUCUACAGCACCCGGUGCUGCGGCUGUUGCCAUGUCCGCACCGGGACGAUCAUCCUGGGGACCUGGUACAUGGUGGUCAACCUGUUGAUGGCAAUUCUGCUGACUGUGGAGGUAACACACCCAAACUCAAUGCCAGCUGUCAACAUUCAGUAUGAAGUCAUUGGCAAUUACUAUUCGUCUGAGCGAAUGGCUGAUAAUGCCUGUGUUCUUUUUGCUGUGUCUGUUCUUAUGUUUAUAAUCAGUUCAAUGCUGGUAUACGGAGCAAUUUCUUAUCAAGUGGGUUGGCUGAUUCCGUUCUUCUGUUACCGGCUUUUUGACUUUGUUCUCAGCUGCCUGGUUGCUAUCAGUUCUCUGACUUAUUUGCCAAGAAUCAAAGAAUAUCUGGAUCAGUUACCUGAUUUUCCCUAUAAAGAUGACCUCCUGGCAUUGGACUCCAGCUGCCUCCUGUUCAUUGUUCUUGUGUUCUUUGCCUUGUUCAUCAUUUUUAAGGCUUAUCUGAUUAACUGUGUUUGGAACUGUUAUAAAUACAUCAACAACAGAAACAUGCCAGAGAUUGCUGUGUACCCGGCCUUUGAGGCACCUCCACAGUAUGUUUUGCCAACCUAUGAAAUGGCAGUGAAGAUGCCUGAGAAAGAACCACCACCUCCAUACAUACCUGCCUGAAGAAAUUCUGCCUUUGUCAAUAAACCCUAUACCAGCUUUUUGUCUUGUUCAUUUUACAGAAUGCUGCAACACAGGGCUCAUCAUACUUGUUUGAUACAAAGUACAUUUUCCUUUGUUUAAGCAUUUAUUUUCAAACACUAACAAGCUUUUUGGAUAUGUAUUAAAAGUCAGAUUUUGUUGUUGUUAAGUAUGUUACAUUUUAGUAGUUUUUUAAGACAAUCUAGGUUAAGCAAGAGCAAAGUGCCAUUGUUUGCCUUUGGUUGGGGGUGGGUGGGAAGGGGGCAUUCUCUACACAUAUUCUUUUUUAACUUUGCACUUUCUUUAUAUAAUAGUUUGCAUUUUGGUUAUUCGCUGCCCUGGAUACUUUCAGGAAGAAUGAGUUAAAUAUUCAGGGUGAAUAAGUUCAGUUUAAGAUCUGAAGUUUUCAGCUAUGAAAAUAGGAAAAAUAUAUAACCUUUUAACUUGACUGUGGAAAAUGAUGGUUGCAUGUUUCUAAUUUGUAUGUGUUUCCAUCUUUGAGAUAAGAUGCUUUAAUAAAUCUCUUAAAUAUUUA